Messenger RNA from Chionomys nivalis (European snow vole), 552 nucleotides. It is a transcript of the gene Ndufb7, whose product is annotated as NADH:ubiquinone oxidoreductase subunit B7. The record is from RefSeq and is a predicted model, not a curated record. Lineage: Eukaryota; Metazoa; Chordata; Mammalia; Rodentia; Cricetidae. The transcript has 3 exons. The coding region runs from base 80 to 493 and encodes 137 amino acids. Gene Ontology annotation, cellular component: mitochondrion.
UGUGGCACUGAUAGGAGCAGUGCUUCCAGGUGCGAGCGAGGUGACCCCGGCUGCCAAAGGAGGGUGAGACAGAGCAGCUAUGGGGGCGCACCUGGCCCGGCGCUAUGUUUGGGACGCCUCGGUGGAGCCUGAUCCCCUGCAGAUGCCCAGCUUCUCGCCGGACUACGGCUUCCCGGACCGAAAGGAGCGCGUGAUGGUGGCCACGCAACAGGAGAUGAAUGAUGCCCAGCUGACCCUGCAGCAGCGUGACUACUGUGCCCACUACCUCAUCCGGCUGUUAAAGUGCAAGCGGGACAGCUUUCCCAACUUCCUGGCGUGCAAGCAUGAGCGGCAUGACUGGGACUACUGCGAGCACCUGGACUAUGUGAAGCGGAUGAAGGAGUUUGAACGUGAGCGGCGACUGCUCCACAGGAAGAAGCGGAGGGAAGAGAAGGCAAAACAGAUAGCCCAAGGCCACGGAGAAGGAGAGGUGGGCCCCGAGGUGGCCCUCUAGGGGUCACCCACCUGCCUGUGGACCUGUCAGUGAAAUAAAAGUUUUGGGUCACCUGUCCA